Molecule: messenger RNA, 2123 nt
Organism: Cornus florida
Lineage: Eukaryota; Viridiplantae; Streptophyta; Magnoliopsida; Cornales; Cornaceae
Product: putative pentatricopeptide repeat-containing protein At1g12700, mitochondrial
Exons: 2
Coding region: 152-1810 (552 amino acids)
Molecular function (GO): protein binding
Source: RefSeq, a predicted model, not a curated record
AGUUUCGGAUGACACAAUCUGCUUCGACACUCCGCAGGGCGCAGCCUCCGCUAUCGCCUCAGGUGACAAGGGUCUCACAUUUGAAAGUUUGGUUAGGGUCUCUCAAAAUAUUUGGAAUCUCAGGGCCGCCCUGAGUAUUUGAACCCGGUUUAUGAAGUCUGCGAGGAACCAAUGUGGAUUUGAUUUUACCACUCUUAAAGAUGCACUCGCACUGUUUGUUCAAAUGUCUCAAAGGCGACCUCUUCCUUCAAUUGUGCGUUUUACUCGAUUGAUAGGGGCCAUUGUCAGAAUGAAACAUUACACCACUGCAAUAUCUUUGCUUAAUCAAAUGGAAUCCUCUCGAAUGUUUGAGCCAAACAAGUAUACUCUAAGCAUCUUGAUGAAUUGUUAUUGCCAUUUGAAUCGGGUCGAUUUCGGUUUCUCUGUUCUGGGGAGAACUUUGAAGCUUGGUUAUGAAGUGGACUGUACGAUGCUCAACACUUUGAUGAGGGGGCUAUGUAGUAAGGAUAAACUAGGCCAGGCGGUAAAGUUGUUUAAUGACAUGGCGGCGAAAGGAUUUCGACCUAAUGCAGUUACUUGUGGAACGAUUAUAAAUGGGUUGUGCAAAACGGGGAACACCAGAGCGGCUAUUGAGUUGGUUAAGAAGAUGGAAGAGAGAAAUUGGGUUGCUGAUGUUUUUGAUUAUAGCAUGAUCAUUGACAGUCUUUGUAAGGAUAGACUGGUAGCUGAGGCUUUUGUCUUCUUUUCAGAAAUGAUCCGUAAAGGCAUUUCCCCCAAUGUUGUCACUUACAACUCCUUAAUCCUUGGCCUAUGCAAUUCAAACCAGUGGAAUGAGGCUACAAGGUUGUUGAAUGAAAUGGAGAACAAAAAAAUCAAACCGGAUGUAAGAAGCUUCACUAUAUUGGUGGAUGCACUUUGUAAGGAAGGGAAGGUUGCAAAAGCAGUAGAAAUAGUGGACGUAAUGAUUCAACGAGGUGUGGAGCCUAAUACAGUCACUUACAGUGCACUGAUGGAUGGAUAUUGUCUGCAAAACAAAUUUCACAAGGCAAAGAAGGUACUUGAUUUGAUGAUUGGUAGGGGUUGUGCCCCUGAUGUUCAUAGCUAUAGCAUCUUGAUUAAUGGAUAUUGUAAGAAGCGGAGAAUGGAUGCCGCUCUAAGACUUUUUUAUGAAAUUUCUCAGAUAGGAUUGGUUCCUGAUAUUGUUACUUACACCACUCUUAUACGUGGUUUCUGCCAUGCGGGAAAACCUCUAGUUGCGCAACAACUUCUGAAUGAGAUGCGAGCCCGUGGCCAACAUCCUAAUCUUAUGACCUACUCUACUUUGUUAGAUGGAUUGUGUAAAAACCAAUGCUUAGCUGCAGCAGUGGCUUUGUCUCGAGACAUGGAAGAAAGUGGAAUGCAUCCUAAUAUUGUGGUUUAUAGCAUCCUCAUUGAUGGUAUGUGCAGAGCUGGAAACAUUAUAGCUGCAAGGGAACUCUUUUAUAGUCUUUCUUCCAAAAGGUUGCAACCUGAUGUUCGCGCAUAUACCAUUAUGAUCAAUGGUCUUUGUAAGGAAGGGUUGUUAAGCGAAGUAAACGCGUUGCUCGAGAAAAUGGAAGAGAAUGGUUGCUCACCAAAUGGUUUCACUUACAAUAUAAUUGUCCAGGGAUUUCUUAGAAACGAUCAGACUUUAAGGGCAAUGCAACUUCUUCAAGAAAUGGUUGAGAAAGGAUUCUCUGCUGAUGCACGUACUAUGACUCUAUUAUUGAAGUUAUCAAAUAAUAGUGGAUUGGAUCAGUCAGUUUUGGAGAUGCUCAAUAAGAUUCUGUGAUCUCUUUUAGGUUUUCUCAUGUUAGGUGGAAGUUUCAUAUUUUGUUGGCCUUGUAGUGUGCUGUAUGUAUGGCCUAUAGAUGCUUGCAUCAGUGUCUUUUUCCUGUUUUGGGGGUGAAAUUAUUGUUCCAUGAGAAGUACGAAGGAGAGAACCUGAGUUGGGUGAGGUUGGGGAACUUAAGAAGAAUGCCGGAGGGAUUUGUAUAAAACUGGUUGACUAGAUGGGAUAAGGAAGGUGGUUUGGUGAAUCAGAAGCUGUUUUUAAUCUUUGUUCUGUAUGUGCAACUUUUGUGAUUGAAGCCUCUUUGAUACCU